Sinocyclocheilus anshuiensis is the source of this 3432-nucleotide messenger RNA. It is a transcript of the gene sestd1, whose product is annotated as SEC14 and spectrin domains 1. Lineage: Eukaryota; Metazoa; Chordata; Actinopteri; Cypriniformes; Cyprinidae. The record is from RefSeq and is a predicted model, not a curated record. Gene Ontology annotation, molecular function: phosphatidylinositol-4,5-bisphosphate binding; phosphatidylinositol-3-phosphate binding; phosphatidylinositol-3,5-bisphosphate binding. The coding region runs from base 197 to 2323 and encodes 708 amino acids. The transcript is spliced from 19 exons.
GACCAGCCUCUUUCUAACAAAACACAACGCCGAGAGUCUUCUCAGUAUCAAAGGCUAUUAUCAAUAACAUCGAUCGACUCCGGGGCCUAAUACGGAGAAAGAACAUGUACCAGGAAGGAAUCGCAUGAGAUGGAAUGUUCUUGAAAUGCUGCGUCAUCGCUGAAGCUGCGUGAGUACAGUAUAGUCUCAUUCCAGGAUGGAGGCCUUCAAAAUACUGCCUGUGCUGAAGAAGAAACUGGCCUUCCUGUCAGGAGGCAAGGACAGGCGCAGUGGUUUGAUCCUGACCAUCCCACUGUGCACUGAACAGACCAGCAUGGAGGAGCUCAGUGCCACUCUGGAUUACCUACUGAGUAUUCCCAGCGAGAAGUGCAAAGCUCGUGGUUUCACCGUCAUCGUCGACGGCAGGAAGUCUCAGUGGAAUAUAGUGAAGACUGUUGUUCUGAUGUUGCAGAAUGUGAUCCCAGCUGAGGUCUCUCUCGUGUGUGUGGUGAAACCUGAUGAAUUCUGGGACAAAAAAGUGACCCAUUUCUGCUUCUGGAAGGAGAAGGACAGGCUUGGCUUUGAGGUGAUUCUGGUGUCUGCCAAUAAACUCACACGCUACAUUGAACCAUGCCAACUUACAGAUGAAUUUGGCGGGAGUCUGCUUUAUGAUCAUUUGGACUGGCUCAACAAAAGAUUGGUCUUUGAAAAAUUCACAAAGGAAUCCACGUCCCUUCUGGAUGAACUUAUAGUCAUCAAUGAAAAUGAGAAGGGAAGCCAGGCAGAGAAGGACAGGUCUUCAGAGAGCAACAUCCUGCCUUCAUUUGAUCCUGAAACGGUCCUUCAAACUGGACAUGAGUUGCUCUCGGAGCUCCAGCAGAGGCGUUUCAAUGGCUCUGAGGGAGGAGGAGGAGGUGGCACAGCCUGGUCGCCCAUGGACGAUGAGCUGCUGGCUCAGCCUCAGGUGAUGAAGCUCCUGGACUCUCUGAGGGAGCAGUACACAAAGUAUCAAGAAGUUUGCCGACAGCGCAGUAAACGCUCCCAGCUAGAGGAAAUCCAAACCAAGGUCAUGCAGGUUGUGAAUUGGCUAGAGGGUCCUGGCACAGAGCAGCUCCGCACACAGUGGGGGAUUGGAGACUCCAUUCGCGCGUCUCAGGCCCUGCAGCAGAAACACGAGGAGAUUGAGAGUCAACACAGUGAGUGGUUUGCUGUUUACGUGGAGCUGAACCAGCAGAUCGCAGCCCUGCUGAGCGCAGGAGAUGAAGAGGACCUGAUGGAGCUCAAGGGUCUGCAGCAGCAGCUCAGUGACGUCUGCUACCGGCAGGCCAGCCAAUUAGAGUUCAGACAGAACAUCCUGCAGUCUGCCCAUGAGUUCCACAUGACCGCACAAGAUUUGUCCCAGCAGUUAGACGGGCUGUUAGGCAUGCUGUGUGCAGAUGUCGCCCCUACAGAUGGAGCUGCGAUCCAGCAAACUCUAAAACAUCUGGAGGAGAAACUCAAGAGCGUAGAGGGUGCCUUGCAAAGCUUAAGAGAAAAAGGCCAAGUACUGCUUGACCAGAUGUCUACCCAGACGUCCUUUUCCUAUGGCAAGGAUGUAAGCAUUGAGAACAAAGAGAAUAUCGACCACAUUCACAGUGUCAUGGAGGACAUGCAGCUCCGCAAACAGAGGUGUGAGGACAUGGUUGAUGUCAGGAGACUCAAGAUGCUGCAGAUGGUACAGCUCUUCAAGUGUGAGGAAGAUGCAUCACAGGCGGUGGAGUGGUUAGGAGAGUUGCUCGAUGCUUUGUUGAAGACUCACAUCCGACUGGGAGAUGAUUCGCAAGAAACCAAAGUGCUGCUGGAGAAACACAAGAAGUUUGUGGAUGUUGCACAGAGCACCUAUGAUUACGGUCGCCAGCUGCUGCAGGCCACAGUGGUGCUGUGCCAGUCUCUGCGUUGUACCACCCGCUCCUCGGGGGACACGCUGCCCAGACUCAACCGUGUGUGGAAACAGUUCACAGUCACGUCUGACGAGAGGCAGCACAGGCUGGAGAUGGCCAGUGCUUUCCACACAGCUGCGGAGAAGAUUCUGAGAGAAAGCCCUGAAUUAGCUGAGCUGAUGGUGGAUGUGGAGGCAUAUGAAGAGGUGGAGACGGUGGGGAAAGGUCUUCUUGACAGGCUCACUGUGCCAGUCAUUUUCCCUGAUGGGAGCGAGCAGUUCUUCGGCAGCCCGGGCGACAUGGCCUCCUCAGCCGAAAGCAUCCGUGAACGGAUGAAACUAGUGGAGGAAAAGAGAUUCCUACAGGAAGAGGCGGAGCAGCGGCUGGAUGAGGAGGCUCUGGAGGCGGGGCCCAGGGAGAGUUGAGAACCCCAUACUCUCUUGCAGGAAGUGUUGCAAUCGGCAGCGUGUGCAUCUCGCUGCUCUGCCGGCCCGGUCCAGAAGUGACCCCGAUCACCCGCCGUCUCUGUUGUACUCCACCUCACCAAGCCAUCUUAACUUACCGAGCGCAGUUAAAGAUAGUCUUCACAGGCUCGUGUUGCAUUGCCUGUGUGGACAGCUGAAUACUAAAUCGACCACACUACUUUGAACUCUCGCCUCCCUACAAAGCUUUACCUUACCUGUCGACUCUUUCUCCUCCCAGUGAGGUGCCUUGAGCUUGUAAUGGUGCUACUAAACCUAUAGAAUGUACAUAAAGCGGCAUCUUUACCCCAUGUGUACCUGGUGCUCUAGAUUUGUAGGCCUUUCCUGACCGUAAGCAUUGUAUUUUCUAUUUCUUUCUUUCAGUUGCUUUCUGUUGAGAAUUACCAAACCUGCUCUCUUGUGUCAGUAUAAAUAUCCAUCCGCAGGGCCUUUUGCUGAAAUGACUGAAGAUGGUGUUUAAUGUAGAACUGGUAUUGAAACGGGACAUGACAGCACAUCAGAAACUGAAGCUGUUGUAGUUCAACCAUGAAGGUAUAAACAAAGCAAAGCUUUAAGUUCCAAUGUAGAAUCGAUGUUUAGAGCUUUGUUUUGACAGUAAAAUAUGACAUGGAACGAUGUUUCAUCUCAUAAAUUGUCAGUCUAAUGCGUACGCUGCUUGCAUAUGGAUGCAUGUCAUAAAAUAUUAAUUCCAUAUUUAUUUUCCUUUUUUUGUACCUUGCAUACCAUUUAAACUGUAUGAUGCUUUUUCCAUUUUUAAAGGCUAUAGUGUAUUUUAUGAAAAUAUAAGUUGUAUAAAAUGAAGAAAAAAUUGCGCCAUAAGUCAGGAGAGGAAAGGCUGUCUCUUUUACGACGUCAUGAAGCUGGCAGGUUGUUACAGUUUACAGGACUUUGUUACUGUAUGUAUGCUUUGCAUAAAUCUGCCUCAUAGUGUCCAUUGCUUUACAAGAAUAUUCUAGCACCCUUCAAUAAACAUGGGCAAUAUUGUGUUUCUUGAUUUUUGUCAGUGCCUUGCCAAAUAAUUAGCUGUAUUUAGUUAUUGUGCAUUUAUGCAU